AUGACGACCCUUGUGGAUCUGCACGGCAUAAGCCUGCCUUCGCGCUACGAAAUCCGCCCAGUGCACCCGGAUCAUUGGGAAUGGUGUCGCGCGCUCUUGACGAAAGAAAUGCUGCUGCGCGCCCCAGUCUGGCGACCGCUCGUACGCAAUCCCAAAGUUAAGACGGCACUGCAGCAUUUCGAGGGCUUGAGGAAAUUCCACGCCCAUAACCUAGAGAGCGGACUCUCGUAUGCCCUCUACGACAAGGAGUACGAAUUCAAGCGGCCAGAGUCGGCGGCCACGGGUGGCGCGCUCUACUGGCAUGAGAUUGACAUCGAGGACCCGCGGCUCGAGGAGCAAGGGCCGCAGUGGAUGCUGGACAAGAUGGACUUCCCCAUCGUCGCGCUCGCGCUGUCGUACGAUCUGUUUGCCCCGCCGACGAACGAAGCCAGGGCCAUCAUGGCAGAUGUCGCGCCGCUCUGGCUACAGAUGAUGAAGCAGUACUUUAGCGACGCUUCAAGCACCAUCCCAGGACUUCCGGUGCCAACCAGUCUGGGCCAGUACGUCCACAGAUCCGGGUGUGUGACGCGAACGGGUUACGAAAGACAAGGGCUGGGGCGGCUCUUCUCGUGGUGGGUUUGUCUAGAGAUGGAGGCCAAAGGUUACAAAGGCGUCCUCAUCGGAGCAGGCAAUGCCUCGAUCAAUCCAAUCUAUCUGCGCGAUGAUGCUCCAUUCAAGAGUACCUUCAUUUUGGAGCAGGAUAUGUCGCAAACGGAGAUCGACAUGGGUGAAGAAAAGGUGCGGCCGUGGCUGCACGAGGAGUGGAAGGAGUUCAAAUACGUACUCGUGGACCUGACAAAGAGGGUUUCUUGA
This is a messenger RNA of Pestalotiopsis fici W106-1, 852 nucleotides long. RefSeq lists its product as uncharacterized. Lineage: Eukaryota; Fungi; Ascomycota; Sordariomycetes; Amphisphaeriales; Sporocadaceae. The transcript has a single exon. The record is from RefSeq and is a predicted model, not a curated record. Bases 1 to 852 code for a protein of 283 amino acids.